CCGUCGUUUGCGCAUGUCGUCGACAGCUUUGCUUCAUCAACAUCAAAGCUAACUUGGAGUCGCUUGCAGUUAUACGCUAUUGUAAUAUACUGUGAAAAUGGAGGAAUUGAGUGAGAUUGCAGAUCGGGACACUAAGAAGGAUGAGAAGGAUCAUGAGAAGGACGCGCGACACAAGAGUUUCAAGAAGAAACAGGCUCGGAAGAAAAAGAGCCAGACGGCGAAUGCAACCAGUGAAAAUAUUAACAAUAACAAAGAAGAGAAAAAAAUGCCUAGUGCAUGCAAUAUCUCUAUAAAAGAUAUCCAGAUGGCUAUGGAGGUAUUUAAUAUGCAACAAAAACCUGCCAAAACUCAGGAGGAAGCCAUGCAAAAACCUUACCAAUUCUGGAGUACACAACCAGUACCAAAAAUGGAUGAGAAAAUUGUACGCAACGAGGCAAUUGAGCCUGAUAAAACAUCCGUCAGGGAAGAGCCAUAUUCGUUACCCGCUGACUUUCAAUGGGACACCUUGAAUCUAGAUGACCCUCUGGUCCUAGCUGAAUUAUAUACACUACUCUCAGAAAAUUAUGUUGAGGAUGACGAUGCAAUGUUUAGAUUCGAUUACCCUCCAUACUUUUUGAAAUGGGCGUUGCAACCUCCAGGCUGGUGCAAGGAAUGGCAUUGCGGCGUGCGAGUGAGCAAAAGCGGACGUCUAGUCGGUUUUAUUUCCGCUAUUCCAGCCACUCUGCGCGUCUAUAAUCAUACACAGAAAAUGGUGGAAAUUAAUUUCUUGUGUGUGCACAAGAAACUGAGAUCGAAAAGGGUCGCACCCGUGUUAAUACGCGAGAUCACGAGGAGGGUGAAUUUGAAAGGUAUCUUUCAGGCUGUAUACACUGCCGGUGUUGUUUUACCAAAACCGAUCGCAACAUGCAGGUACUGGCAUCGAUCCUUAAAUCCAAGGAAGUUAAUUGACAUCAAAUUUUCUCAUCUCACUCGUAACAUGACGAUGCAGAGAACUUUAAAGCUGUACAAACUGCCAGACAACACAAAAGUACCGGGAUUCAGAAAGUUGGUUUACGCUGACGUGCCGCAAGCGCAUAAGAUAUUGACAGAAUAUCUGGAGAAGUUCGACCUCGCUCCGGUAUUCUCGAUCGAGGAGUUCCAGCAUUGGUUUUUGCCACAAACGGGUAUCAUUAACAGUUUCGUAGUGGAGAACGAGGGAAAGAUUACGGAUAUGGUGAGUUACUACACGUUGCCGAGCUCCAUCAUGCAUCAUCAGACGCACAAAACUCUCAGAGCCGCGUACAGUUUCUACAAUGUGUCCACUGUGACGCCGUGGCUCGAGCUGAUGAUGGACGCUUUAAUAUCCGCUCGUGAUUUGGGUUUCGACGUGUUCAACGCGUUGGAUCUCAUGGACAACAAGGAGUUCUUGGAGCCGCUUAAGUUCGGCAUCGGCGACGGUAAUUUACAAUAUUACCUUUACAACUGGCGUUGCCCCAGUAUGACACCCGGCAAAAUCGGUCUCGUGCUCCAGUAGAUUUGUAGCUCGACGAGUCGUUGCCUAGGUUGUUUCGCGUUUGCGUCUCACGGCAAUGAAAGGAAGAAGAGGGAGAUAGCGGUUGAACAUGUACCAAGGACACCAUCACGCAGCGAAUAGUGCGAGAAGCAGUAAAAACAGCGGUGUCAGACGAGGACGAGCGCGACCUCGAUUUUUCUUAUCGGAAAGGGUAUACAAAUCACGCUUGGUGACGGUAAAAAAAAAAAAAUACGAAUUCUCUUGCAGGAUUGUUCUGUAAAACGAGUCAGAUGGUUGGUUAGCUCAGUAUCUCGCAAGUAAUUCUUGUCUUGGCCAUCGGCCCGAGCAUCCUGCCGAGAAACACCAUUCGAGGUCGAGUCGUUUGUGCGAUCGAGACUGCUGCGGAAAUGAUGCGUCGUGCGGUGCAUAUACAGAUUGUACAUGUAUAUGCGUAUCUGCGUGAACUCGAGCAAUGUAGAUAAGCAACAUGCGUUUAAUAGCGACUAUAUGGCGACACGUUGCCCUGGUAUGCCCGCGGAUUUUCAAUAAUGUAAGACGCCUCUUAGACGCCAAGUCUUUAUCUUUUUUUUUUUUUUUU
This is a messenger RNA of Harpegnathos saltator (Jerdon's jumping ant), 2090 nucleotides long. RefSeq names its product N-myristoyl transferase (gene Nmt). Gene Ontology annotation, cellular component: cytoplasm. The record is from RefSeq and is a predicted model, not a curated record. The coding region runs from base 98 to 1513 and encodes 471 amino acids. Gene Ontology annotation, molecular function: glycylpeptide N-tetradecanoyltransferase activity. Gene Ontology annotation, biological process: N-terminal peptidyl-glycine N-myristoylation. NCBI's taxonomy places the organism in Eukaryota, Metazoa, Arthropoda, Insecta, Hymenoptera, Formicidae. The transcript is spliced from 7 exons.